AGCAAACAGCAAUUCUCUCAUUUGUCCGACAGCACGUGAAGGCAGCAGGAGUCACGCGUUGUUUGCCGUCAGAGUGCAAAUAUGGCGGACGACGGAGAAUCGCUGGAGUCCUGGCUUAACAAAGCCACCAACCCUUCCAACAGACAGGAAGACUGGGAGUAUAUAAUGGGAUUCUGUGACCAAAUCAAUAAAGAACUGGAGGGCCCCCAAAUAUCCGUUAGACUGUUGGCUCACAAGAUUCAGUCCCCCCAGGAAUGGGAGGCGAUACAAGCAUUAAUGGUUCUCGAGGCUUGUAUGAAGAACUGCGGGCGACGGUUUCACAAUGAAGUUGGGAAAUUUAGGUUUUUGAAUGAAUUAAUUAAGGUGGUUUCACCCAAAUAUUUAGGAGACAAAGUAUCAGAGAGAGUGAAGACAAAAGUGAUCGAGAUGCUGUACAGUUGGACUGUGUCUUUACCAGAUGAAGCAAAGAUCUUUGAAGCAUAUGAGAUGUUAAAGUCACAGGGUAUUGUUUUAGUUGACCCAGAAAUCCCUCUUGAUGCUACAUUAAUACCAUCGCCUUCUCCGCGACCCAAGAAUCCUGUGUUUGAUGAUGAGAAGAAGAGCAAGAGAUUAGCAGAGUUGCUGAAGAGCAAAAAGCCUGAAGAUCUGGAAGAGGCCAAUCGGCUCAUCAAGAACAUGGUCAAGGAGGACGAGGUGAGAAUGCAGAAAGCGACAAAGCAAAAAAGCACACUGGAGGCGGUCAACAACAGUGUCAAACUCCUUAACGAGAUGCUUGCUCACUUCAGCCAGGACGACUCCACGGACGGAGACAAGGAGAUCAUAAGGGAGCUGUAUGGAGAUUGCGACAAGCUCAGGCAAACUGUAGUUCAGCUCGCUACUGAGACUGAGGAUAAUGACAGCAGCUUGGGAGACAUCCUGCAGGCCAGUGACGACCUCUCCCAUGUCAUUAAUUCCUAUAAGAAGAUUGUGGAAGGACAGAUCGUCAAUGGAGGGACUGAAGCAGCACAACAAACACAAUCAUCAGUCAGACAAGGUCGCACAAACCAGUCAGAGAUUCUGAUUGACCUGGCGGGUCUGGACAUUCAAAGCGUCUCUCUACCAGGGCAGCAACCCCCAACAUCUUUUCAGUCCAUUCCUGCUGACCUGCUGUGUGGGUCUGCUGCCACUGACCCUCAGUCCCACAGCCCCAGCGUACCCUCUGCAGCACUCUCUCUGCUGGAUGAAGAGCUACUAUCUUUAGGCCUCAACGAACCCGCUCCCAUUCCAAAUAAAUCAACAUGCGUAAACCUGAGCAAUCAUUUGCCAUCUUUACAGGAUUUCAGUCAAGAUUUAGAUUUUUUUGAAACCACUUCGCCUUCGGUUUCUGCGUUCUCUACAUCUUCACUUUAUCCAGACGGGCUUUCUGUGACAGCAGCCCCAGUUAGCUCAGCCAAGUCUUCUACAACUGCCUCUGCCUUAAGCUUCCCUGGCCCCGUCUUGGCCACACCUCCGACUUCUACAAGAUCUGUCUCAGCAACAUCAGUCAUAUUCCCUCAGCCCCUCAGCUCAGUAUUGACCACCACGGCUCCAGCGGCUCUUCCUCAGGCAUUCAGCAUGGCCUCGCCUGCUUCUUCAGCCACCCCUGUCACUCAGCAACAGGUCUCCACUUCUCCUGGAGCGUCCCACACCACUUUAACUUCUCUGAGUCACAAUCUGCAAGACCUUGCCUUGCUGGAUCUGGGUAGUCCUAAAAUUACACAUGGUGUGAUAGACUUUGGCAGCUUUCUGGGCAAGAGUGAGGAUCUGCUCGCUCCUGCUACCCUAUCUUCCAGUCUAUGUGUCGCCUCCACCACAUCCAACUCACUGCUCCAAGGAGGGUCCACUCCCCCCCCUGCCAAGAGUCAGGCAGAUGACAGCCCUCUGUUACGCUCUCUGUCCCCCAUCCUCCCUCUGAGCCAGGCCAGCCCAGGCAAGGGACAAGAGGUGUCCUUGGCCAAUGUUGUUGUCCCUUUAGAUACCAUCAAGCCAAGUAAAGUGUGUCCUGUGACAGCAUAUGACAAAAACGGUGUCCGUGUUCUGCUGCAUUUUGCCACUGACUGUCCAGCAGGCAGACCUGAUGUACUGGUGAUGGUUGCGUCCAUGCUGAACACUGCCCCGCUGCCUGUCAGGAACAUUGCGCUGCAGGCUGCUGUGCCCAAGACAAUGAAAGUGAGACUGCAAUCCCCCUCAGGCUCAGAGCUGGCUCCUUUUAACCCAAUCCUUCCCCCUGCUGCCAUCACUCAGGUCAUGCUGCUUGCCAAUCCUCUCAAGGAAAAGGUUCGGAUGAGAUACAAACUGACAUUUACUCUGGGAGAGCAGCCACACUCUGAAGUGGGGGAGGUGAAUGAGUUUCCGCCUACUGACAGAUGGGGGGCUCUAUAGCCCUGCCUGUUGAAACUAGAUGUAUUUAACAGUUUAGUUUGUCAGUGCAGUUCAGAGGUCAAGAGCGCAGAAUUGGGGAAACUUGAAUGGACUUUAAAGGAGUUUUUCUGAUUGAGAUGUUUGAUUUUAUUAGACAAUUUCAUUUAAAAAAUGACACCAGCUCAACCAGGCAGUGAGUGCUUACAUAAAAGGAAAAGUCAGAUAACAAAAUAAAGCCCUCAGGCCUAUUUUCAUUGCGGUCCCUUGACUUUGGCCUCCUGAAGUAUCCAAAGUCCUGUAGUGUACAUUCAACUUAAACUUUAUUACAGUGCCAGAUGUUGUCUGUGUGUGCAGUAAUAAAUGGUGUGAAAUGCUUGAAUGUGGAUGAUGGAUGUGGGAAAAUCAUUGGUUAUUAUCAGGUUUUCACUAAUUAUACCCUUUUGCUCUCAUUUUAAUGUUCAUAUUUACUGUCCCUCAAUGCCAGACAGUCUUAAUAUUAGGGAUGCACCGAUCCGACUUUUUCAGUCCCGAUACCAAUACCUGGGUAAAAAAGAGAGUUCUUUGCGCUACUGCAGACCACAACAAUCAGUGUUAUGCACCUUAGGAAAUAAAACUAUUAAGUAAGAAGACCAAUACCUGGGUUUGGCUUUGGGUAUAGGCCGAUACGGAGUACCCAUCUGUACUCACUGUGUGGGAUCAUUCUUUUAUUUGUAAGGCAACAUCAGGCUUGACUUAAACAUUGCUUUCCUAACUAAAACGUAACAAAUACAUAGAUAUAAAUUUUACUGAAUUGUUAUUAAAAUAUUAAAACGCGACCCAGCAACUUGGUAAAAAAUCUUUAAAAUUUGCAAGAAUUACAUUUUCAGUCUAAACCUUUUAAAUGCAGCAACAAAUUGGUCAAAACUUAAAGAGGAAUUCAAAUUCCAGUAUAUAAUGUAAAAAGUGUAUAAACAGAAUUGAAUAGAUCAGCCCUAUUGUCACCAAUAGUCAGCUAUUCAAGUCAGCGUCGGCCCAAUUUCAGUAUCGGAUUGGUGCAUUCCUUAAUUAAUAUAGAGCAAAUCCACAUUUUCAAGAAGAUUGUGAAGCAUUUUACAUCAUUUGCUGAUGGCUAUGUAUGAUAACAAUGUUUUAUGCUUUAAACAUGGGACUGGAACAGACAAGAGAAGAGGCCCUCUGUUGCUAAAUAAAAGGCACUCACAGAUUGGCUCAUUAAGAGUUAGUUACUCUAAGUUGACUUCUUUCAAUAUGCUACUACUUACUGUUACUACUGAAUACUUUUGCUUGUCUUCUGAGUUCUAUACUAACUCAUAGCUCAGACUCUUGUUAUGCUUUUUAGUCUUAGUAUUUAUUGACAUGAAUGUAUUAUUUAUUUUGGUUUUGGGAGGAAGGUAUUGGAUCAGUUAAUUUCCUGUAUGGUAUUUAAAUCGACAGCUGUAUUCCUCCUGCAUACUCUUCUUAUGAUGGACACUUUCAGUAUUGCACUAAGAUUGGCACAAAUCAGUAGUGGGCUGUCUUAAGAGGCUUUAAUGUUACCAAUUAUUCAGACAGUUAAUAACAUGUUACAUUAUGUAACAACAGUGUGGAUUCUGAUAAAAUACAUGUCUCCUAUGUCCAGAUUGUGCACUCUGGAUAGAAGCUUAAUGUAAAAAUGUAAUUCUUGCUAGAUAAAACAGCAGCCUUGUGCCAGAGACAUGAGCCCUUUUUACUUGGUAGGUGUAACAUGAGCUAUUAAGGACAAGGACCAAUUGUAUACAUUAAGUGGAUGUGCUUUGGUAAGUGCUGACUAGCUGACAAUUCAUCCCUUAAGACCGAAAGGAAUAUUGUUUGAUGUUAAUUAAAGCUUCGCCCUUGCUCCUGCUCUUAGACCAUGUUGUGGAAACCAAGCCAAAGGAGUGAGUUGCCCGGAUUUAAAUGAUUGACAUUGGGCGAUAAAUGAUCUAAAUGGUUAGCUUGUGUGGGAGUUUCCUAUGUCAAACUUGGAAAAUAGCCUUGAGAAAAUACUGUAUAUUAAUAGUAAACCCUUGAUGGUUAAUUUAAAGCAUUAUGUUUACCAUCUGUUUAUCAAAAAUGGUGACUUUAUUGUUGUCUUUCUGGGGCUAUUAGUGCUAGGAGAUUCUAUCUCUACAUAUUUCUUAUAAAACUAUUUAUUUGUGUUAGAUUGUUAAAUAAAAUUGUCAUUGCAUAUUUUUUUGAAAAGCAAUUUCUGUGCAUGGAAAAAUAAAGAAUGAGAUGGA
Messenger RNA from Perca flavescens (yellow perch), 4613 nucleotides. It is a transcript of the gene gga3a, whose product is annotated as golgi associated, gamma adaptin ear containing, ARF binding protein 3a. Gene Ontology annotation, molecular function: phosphatidylinositol binding; small GTPase binding; ubiquitin binding. Gene Ontology annotation, biological process: Golgi to plasma membrane transport; intracellular protein transport; protein localization to cell surface. The record is from RefSeq and is a predicted model, not a curated record. The transcript has 17 exons. Lineage: Eukaryota; Metazoa; Chordata; Actinopteri; Perciformes; Percidae. Bases 82 to 2400 code for a protein of 772 amino acids. Gene Ontology annotation, cellular component: trans-Golgi network.